Messenger RNA from Amphiprion ocellaris (clown anemonefish), 4742 nucleotides. It is a transcript of the gene ccdc187, whose product is annotated as coiled-coil domain containing 187. The transcript is spliced from 13 exons. NCBI's taxonomy places the organism in Eukaryota, Metazoa, Chordata, Actinopteri, Pomacentridae. The record is from RefSeq and is a predicted model, not a curated record. Bases 474 to 2915 code for a protein of 813 amino acids.
GAAAUUGGCAUUUUAAUGUAGUUGUCUUUAUUGUGAUGGUUUGUGGUGAAACUUUAGCGGAGUCUGAUCUUGAGUGAGCACCUGAAGGCAGCAGCAGCUCUGAUCCGCCUCCACCGCCGCCGAACAGGAGCCGUGAAGAAGCAGCGGAGCGACGGAUAGUGGACUGGAGUUUGUCCGCCCUGGCUUCCCAUUACGACUCCACUGCUUUAUUGUCUCUGCGGUGAACGAAUAUUGGCUUGAAACUCAACCGUUGAAAAAACACGGUCAAACGGUGUCGGGGACUGGUUUUUUUUUUUUGGAGGCUUUUGUACAGACACAGCAGAGGACGGGAGGGAAAGUGCGACUCCAAAGUUGACACUGAGCUGUCAUGUUGGUACUUGUUGAAUAGGAACAACAGAGCAGCCUGUGUGGGCAGCGCGCUGGAAACAGGGUCUUCUGUAUCACCAUGAGGCAGUGACAGCACAGGGGCAGCGAUGGCAGAGCUGGAGAUUGACCAGUCCAACCUUCCACGCGUCCAAGAAGUGUGCCAGUGUUUUGCUGUGCUGGAGGAUGGAGUGUUGGCACACAACCUACAGGAGCAGGAGAUCGAGCAAUACUAUACCACCAACAUCCAGAAGAACCAGCUAGUACAGAAUGACAUCCGUGUGGCGAAGAAGCUGCAGGAUGAGGAGGAGGAGCGGCAGGCCCAGCAGAGCGCCUUCCUCAGACAGGCCUCCAGACAGCUAGAGGAGCAGGACUUUGAGUAUGCCCGAGUGAUUCAGGAAGAGCUCCAGCGAUGCGCUGAGGAGACCCAGAGGAGGGAGCAGGAUGAUGAGGAAAUAGCCAAGCGGAUGCAGGAAGAAGAGGAGCAGAGGGUCAGGAGGAGGAGCAGGGGACAGGAAGACCAUAGUGAAGGCAGCACCAGCGACCCUGCACUGCUGUCCUCACAUCAGCAUGCACUCAGCAGCCUUCACCAAGGGGAGGAGCAGUACUCAUCUACCACCACCACCAGGUGGCAGUGUUCCACCUCUCAUAACCACUCAGACUUAACUGGGCCUCAGACUGACUCCCUCAGGGAGGUAGCAGCCCAGAAAAACACUACUUCAUGGUCAAAUCAAGGACACGCAGAUUUCAUUAGGCAAAUCAGGAGUGAAUUGAGGGAGCCUUUGAGUGAAAAUUCAGAGGACUCAGACACAGAUUUUUCUGAACAGCUCUCUGCCCAUUUCCAGAGAAUGAAUGAAAGACUCAACACAGCACCUACUCGACAGCGGGCAUCUUUACAUCAGCCACAAGAGAGAAAUUACAGAAGUCUUUGCUCUCACAGCAGCUUCUCAAAUGAGUUCAGAGGCUGGAAGGAGGGGAGAGAAGAGAGGGAUGAGGACAAUUACGAUUAUUGGGAUGAACCAAGGAGGAGGCCAAGAAAUCAGGAUCAGGAGAGGAACCACAGAGAGGAGUAUGAGCAUUGGCACAGGAGUAGAGAUCAGGAUACAGACUCUAGGUCAUUUGAGGUUAGAGAUAGGCGAUGUAGUCGGAGUGAAUCUGUCAGGUUGCAUGACAGGAGCAGACACAGCAACAGAGACUUAGCAAGGACCUGGAGCUGCAAGGACAACCCUGACAAACAUGUCCGUUUUCAUGAAGGCACCAGGACCUCUUACAGGCAGCAGAACGAAAGCAGCCAAGUGUGGGAGAUGCUGGGCCGUGUCCUCAGAGAGAGGGGUGUGCCUGUGAGAUUUGGUGGCGGUGGGGUGCCACUGCAAAUAAGGCCUCAAAGCAGAGACAGCCAGGUGCUUCACGGGAGUGAGGUCUCCUACGGUGACUCCCAACCACAUCAGAGAGCCUUCCAGAGAGCUGCCACCACCAGGCACAGUUUCCAUGGAGAUAUCAGGGAGAGGAGGAGAUCGUCAUACCGAGAGAACAGUGGGAGAGAUCACAGAGAAGACCGAGACAGGCACCAUGAUAAUGGAGAGGUUUAUGAGAUUAGUAGUAGAGACCAAUUUCUUGCUAACAGAGAGCGUCGAGGUAGUGGAAGGUGGACAGAGCACAGAUACACCAACAAUGACGAGAGAGGAGAGAGGAAUGCAAAUGACUACAGAGUCAGAAGGACAAGUGAUCGCAGGCGUUGGCACAAGACGGCCGAAGAAAGGUUACGCUCAGAGGAGGAGCAGGAGGUGGAGAGGAGAGAAGAGCGACCCCAUCGAAGAGCCCUGCAGCAUAGCCAAAGCUUCAGCAGCAGGGGUUCAACCAGGGAUAGGUCAAUGCACAUGGCAGCAGGAGCGUCGCUGCAACCAGAGCCGAGCGAGACAAGCCUGGAUCUGGGGGAUCUGCAGCAGGUCUUACAAGAUGAAGAGCUGGCCCGCAAGCUGCAGGAGGAAGAGGAGAAGCUGUUGAGGAGGAACGGCCAGCCGUCUCCAUGUUUUUAUCCAGAAGGAGACUUCAGAGUAGCACAAGUGGCGCAGGAUGAGGAAAUUGCACAUUUUAUGCAGAAGCAGGAAAUUAAGUCCAAGCGUAGAUCUCGUGAGCUGGAAGGGCCGGCGUCGUGGCGUGAGCACAGAGCGAUGAUCAGCCAUCAUGACAGACGAGCUGCGAGAGAGAGACAGGUCCAAAGAGAGAGACUUGACUCAGAAGGUCUUCCUUCCCCCACAGACGACUGCUCUCCAGAGAACCAGCCUCCCAGCCCCAUCUCCACUCUACCACAAGCCCAGCAGAUCAGAAACAUUGCAGAGGAGUUGGACCCGACCUUCCAGGCCAGGAGACAAGGCACAGACAGCCUCCGAGUGGGACAAACAGGUCCAGCUUCUCAGUCACUUCCCACGUCGCAUUCUUGCGCACAUGAUUUCCUCGAAGAGCCAUCUUUCAUCCCACCAACAAAACGGCACACGGACAAAUCAGGACGAAGUAAACCCAAAGAGAAAAAGGAGAAUUGCAAGCAACAAUAAUCUCCAACACGGUGUUCUGUUGGAGAGCAUAUGUAGUUUAACCCUCAUGUCGUCCUGUGGGUCAAAAUUGACCCGUUUUAAAGUUUGAAAAUGUAGAAAAAAAAAUACAUUUUCACAGUGAAACUUCUGAUGUCCACAUUUUCAACAUUUUUGGGAAAUCUUUGAACAUUUUUUGGUGGAAAAAAAGAAAUGCUAAAAAUGUUUCUUAAGAACAUUCACAAAAAAACUACCAAAAUCCAGCGAAUUUCGCUGGAUUUUGGUUGAUUUCUAUUUGAAUGUUCUUAAAGAAAAUAUUACAAAUUUUACUGAUAUAUAUAGAAUCACUUUAGAUAUUUUUAGGAUUUUUUGAAAGAUUUUUACUCAUUUUUUAAAAAUAUAAUUAUACAAGAAUUUUCUUGCCAAAUUUGGGGGAUUUUUUUAAAAAUAAAACUUUUAAGGAAGUAUUGGAAUUUUCUUCUUGAGGGUUUUCCAAAUUUUCAGAAAUUUAGGGAAUUUCUUUGCUGAAUUUUUGGAUUUUUUCCAGACAAGGAAACCAUAUUUUUUGCUGCCCAUAAAUGAGGACAACAAGAGGGUUAAAACACUUAAUAUCACUUCAGCUAGAGCUCUCACAGCUUACUACUUUAAGGUUGAAAAUGACAGGAUUUACAUUCUACCAGCUGCCCUUACAAGCACUUUAGACCAGUGGAACAAAGAGACAUUUUAGGAUUUUGCUUCUUAUGACAACAUUUUGGGACUCAAGCCUUUCUGAUUAUCAAAGGGAACAUUUGGGUUUAUUGAAGUAUUCUUUCAGUUCUUUCAGUGUAGAGUGUUUAAUUUAAUCAGUAUACCUUUGUUGUUGUUUUUUACAAUACUUGUAACUUUUGUCUUUACGUAGUCAAGCAGUAUACUGACAGCAUCCAAAAAUGUCUGCAUGCCCCAAGUUGUGCUUAAAUUUUAUUUCUGCAACAGUAGAAGUGAUGAAGUGGUCUACGUGAUACUGAUUUAGUAUCAUUUCAGCUUUGGUCAAAUGUGGUGUAAUAUUUAGAUGUAGAACCACGGGUGGGACAAAAGCCACGUUUGAAUUUUCCAAGAAGACAAAACGAGAAGUUCUUGUGAUAACCCUGUAACCUGAGUGACUGGUUUUCUGACAAGCUACUUUAAGUCAUCCACCUUUGGAGUGUCAGCAAGUUUGGUUAAGUUUGUCAGAGUUCAUCAGUCAAGUUUCCAGUUGUACAGAGACAAUCAAAUGACCAUAUUUAACCUUUAAUAAAUGAAGGUUACAUUCAUUAAAGAAACUUCAUUAAGUUUACCAUGACAGUAUGGUAAACUGAUGUGUCAUCUCUAGAUGUAAAUACAUUUAAUUCAAGUGAGGAAGUUCAUUCUUGAUCUUUGACAGUAUAUUUAACAAAAAUAAUCUAAGCUUCAAUGUCCAUUACUGGCUACUGUUAGCUUUGGAGGUUCCAACUACAUUUCUUAGCUGCUGAGAUCUGACGCCAAAGACCAUCUUUAGACUAAGACAAGUUAUGUCUUGUAUAUUUUCCCAGGAGAGUUUUUACCAGUCCAAAACUAUGAUACUAGUCAAAAUUAUUCCAAUAAGUUCAGUAUUUAGUUAUCCUUAAUACUGAAUACUAAUCUGACAGCAGUGAUUGGUUUAGAUAUUUAUACACAUAUUCCCACUCAUUGGUUUCUGAUUUAGUUUUUUAUCCUAUUGCUUCCACAUUUAUAACACUUGUUUUUAAAUGCAAUAUCCCACUGUCUGGUUAUACCACUAUGAAUGCAGCUGUACUUUACAAAAAUGCAACAAAUAACUUUACAAAAAUGCAACAAAUAAACAAAAAUAUUUUUUUA